UUCUUUCGCCGGUGAGGGCGCACAGCCCAUGGCGGACAACGUUUUGAAAUCAAGACUACGAUUGAUGCACUGUGAGACGUCUGCGCACUAGACUACGUACGGAACGGGUAUCGGCAGUCGACCCUCGACUCAAGAUGGCGUUCAGCUACAGAGAGAUGGUCCGUCGUGCGUUUCAAAUUUUACGUGAAAAUGGAGGCGUAAUUAGCAGUUUCUGGAGACUUACACGAGGAGAUGAUCCACUGAAGAUGGGUGCCCUUGUUGGCACUGACAAAUAUGGGAACAAGUACUUUGAGAAUAACAGGUAUUUCCAAGGCCGGAAUCGCUGGGUUGAGUACAGAAAAGACAAAUAUUGGGACCUGGAUGCAAGCAUGAUACCAGCUGAAUGGCAUCGCUGGCUACAACAGAUGACUGAUGAUCCACCUACCAAGGUUCCCCCAACACCACGUAAAUUUCUAGCAGAUCACACAUACAAUCAAUCAGGAACAAGUGGUUGCUACGUACCAAGCACUACCACACCAAAGAAAAUCCAUGAAUGGGUACCCCCAGUGAACACCGAGUGACGUUGCAGUGGUAAUGAAACGAUAUCAGUAAACUUUUUAGACGAAAUCUAGUUAAAGUUGCUUUAAUUGUAAUAACCUUAUUACAGUGUUAGCUACAUAAGUGGUCUUUGCUCUGAAAACUGCAAGCACUAUUUAUUUCACACUCCAAAAUGUGACCAGUGUUUCAUGUUUCACAAAACUGCUUGACAGUAAUUUGUGAAAAAUGUUUGCUUCCUUGUAGAAACCUUCAGCAUGUGUUUUUAAUAAAUAUUUACUUCCAGGAACCGGGACACUAUGUUGAGGGGCAAUUUGAAUUGUUUCUAGCAUUUGAAUGUAGCUGUCCUCAGUAGAAUUUGGUGUUUAAUUGAUUAAAAAGCAAAGAAGAUGCAUGCAAGAUCUCUAGCUGUGUUUGGAAAGUUCAAGGAAAACUCACUUCCCAUUUCCACUCAAGUACAUGUAAUUUUUAUUUGGCUUGUUUGUAACUCUUAAUCCACUCACGAAUGUACAUAAGAGAGAUUGACGUAUAAUAAAAUGUAAAUACAUUGGA
Molecule: messenger RNA, 1086 nt
Organism: Acanthaster planci (crown-of-thorns starfish)
Lineage: Eukaryota; Metazoa; Echinodermata; Asteroidea; Valvatida; Acanthasteridae
Gene: ndufa12
Product: NADH:ubiquinone oxidoreductase subunit A12
Biological process (GO): response to oxidative stress
Cellular component (GO): respiratory chain complex I; membrane
Source: RefSeq, a predicted model, not a curated record